Aureobasidium pullulans EXF-150 is the source of this 915-nucleotide messenger RNA. RefSeq lists its product as uncharacterized. The coding region runs from base 82 to 696 and encodes 204 amino acids. The record is from RefSeq and is a predicted model, not a curated record. The transcript is spliced from 2 exons. Lineage: Eukaryota; Fungi; Ascomycota; Dothideomycetes; Dothideales; Saccotheciaceae.
UGCUCCUCUCAAUCCCAGUCUCCAUAUCAACCUAUUUCUCAAACACACCAUCCUACGAAUACAGCCAAACACACAACCACAAUGUACACCUCAAUCAAGACUCUUGCCGCGGCCAUUGCUCUCCCCCUUGUGGCUGCCCUUCCCCUCAGCCAGCGUACCGAGGCCGUUUUCGACAGCACCAAGCCUUUUACUCUCCACACCGAAGUCGUCAACGGUACCGGUGCCUUCAAUGGACAAUACCUAUCUUCUUUCCACGUCGGUGCUGGUCAGUCGACAAUUGUCGGAAGCAAGAACAGCAGCAUUGCCGUUGGAUGGACUCUCUCAGACUCAAUCCUGCAGCAGCCUUUGGCAAUCAGCGGUGCUCCUGCCGGCUUCGCCUACAACCUCAGUCUUCUCGAGCAAGCUCCCUUCCGCUCUAAUGCUCCCAUUGGCUACGACUACGUCGACCUGAGUGCUUCGGGUAAAGCCACUACCGGCUUCUACUUCAACAAUGCCACUCUCGCUUGGUCCGCCUCAAACUCCACCACUGCUCCUGACUCUUUUGACGGCUGCUUCGCUCUGUGCCACGUCAACGGUACCUCUCCUUACUUCAGCCUUGGCUCUCAAUACCAGCUCUUGUGGAAGAUGAGCAAUGCCACCAGCACCUCCUCCAAUUGUGCUGAUGUCAAGCUGAUUGGAGCCAACAUCGCCGCUUAGAUGUCUCGCUGUUGAGUCUGGAAGUCUUGGAAGGAAGAGCAUCACACGCAUAUUGGGAUACGGACGCAUCAAGCAUUGAGCAUAAUGGCAUAGGGAAACGCACGCAUUGCAUCGAGACCUACGAACACGUCGAUGGGGUUUCGACUCAAACCACCCCACUUACGACUAUAGAUAAAGAUUAAAUGAUAAUGACCACACCUUGUACAACACAACCUUAUC